CAUGCAGAAACAGUCUAUAAACCCGACAGGCAGAGGGACCAAGCAGAGGCUAGCAAAGUCUGUCAGUCAUCACAUUCCACCAGAAACACCCAGAUGAAAAAGCGCGUCAACAAUACUGCUACACAGCUGCGGGGCGUGCUGGACUCAGAAACACAGCAAGGCUCUUCAAAUUUCACUUGUCCAAGAAAUAAUUCAUUAGUUUCACCUUAAAACCCUACCUUCCUCUGCCACAUUCUCCAGCAUCUAUCUCACUGUUGGGAUAGAAACAAUCUUGAACUGUAUUCAGUACUGGAGCAGGUAUGGUGGCAGGCCUGCUGAAGAUGUUUGCAUAAGGAACCCUCGUAAUACCCUGCCCCAAGGAAAAGAGCUAGGAAGGGUUUAAAGGCAAAUAAAAGUGCCAGGCACAUAGUAAGCCUACUAAAGAGAUCACAUCUGAAAUAUGGCUCACAGUGACCUCCUCUACCCAGAGAACCCAAGGAGGCGGGAAGAAGUAAACCAUCUUCACCAGCAGCUCCUUGACUGCUUAUCUGACAGCUUCCAUGCCACCAACAAGCUGAUUGGGGUUUUAAAUAUGCAUUUGGGGUGCAGGCUCGCCGCCAUUGAGAUGAAAAGAGAUGGGACCAUCAAAGAAAACUGUGAUAUCAUCAUCCAAGCUGUGAUAAAAAUCCAAAAGGAAUUGCAAAAGGUUGACGAGGCACUCAAAGAUAAACUAGAGCCAACCCUUUAUAGAAAACUUCAGGAUAUUAAAGAAAGGGAAACAGAGAAAAUUGCAAUAGUACAAAAGGUUAUUUCAGUCAUCCUGGAAGAAGCUACUUCUGCAGCCAGUGCGGUGGCUGUUAAACUUGUGGGCUCAAAUGUCACAAGUGGCAUAAUUAACAAGCUGGUCACUGUGUUAGCUCAAAUUGGUGCUUCUCUCCUUGGUAGUAUAGGAGUGGCUGUUCUUGGCCUUGGCGUAGAUAUGAUAUUCCGUGCCAUCCUGGGAGCAGUGGAGAAAACGCAGCUUCAAGCAGCCAUCAAAAGUUAUGAAAAGCAUCUGGUGGAAUUCAAGUCAGCCUCGGAAAAAUAUCGUCAUGCCAUUACUGAGGUCACCAAUGCAGUGGAACACCAAAUGAAAUAAAUUGCCGCUUUAUUUGCCACUGGAAUAUUUUCUGCUUCUCUCUCAAUAAUAGUGUUUUGUUUCGUUGAUUAGGUUCAUUUUCCAUAUGCUCCCAAUAUAGACAUAAGUACGGUAAACAAAUCGGAAAGAGGAAUUAGAGAUGCUAAAAUUAGAUGACUCUAGAGUUUUGCGUCAACAUUGAAUGCCUGGAUCAGUUGGUGUUAGAUAGAUCCUGUGAGAUAGAUUAUAUCCCAGGAUGUCUUCUCACUCUGCUCUACCAGAUCAACAUCAGGGUAAAUGAUAUUACAAAGCAGCAGGUGUAGGGGUUACCUUUUCCUUUUCUAAUUCCCAGUCAAAAUCCUUAAAAUUUACAUUGAAUGCAGAAAUUUUCAUUUCUACUUCAGACAUCAUUUAGUUCUAGAGGGACAUACUUAGUAACUUCUGCCUGGACCAAACCACGGGCCUUCUAAAGGCAUAGAAAUACUACCAUAAUUUUGACCAUCAGUUUAAAUCCAACUUUCAGUAAACUGGAAGAGACUGAAAUAUGGCUUGUAACAAUCUACUUCAACGAUAAAAGGAGGCAAUGGUUCUGGAAACUUCUACUAAUUAUACACUAUAAUUUGGAUGGAUUUUUAAAAGAUAAAACUUAAAACUAAAAAGAUAAAGGUUUUGUUUCUAUAAUUGCAAUCAACCUGACCAACUGUACUGUGAUGAUUAAAUAUCCCUCAAGUGACUGUUUGAACACUCUGGAACAUUUAAAAAAACAAAGCAAAUCCCAGCUGUACAUCAUAAAAUGCAUCUAGGAUACAGGAGAGGAAGUAGCUACUCUUUUAAGAAACUGUCAUUUAGAGGAAAGUCAUAAUUUAUUACUUUAUGAAUUUUCACAAAAAAGAAAUUUCAUUUUCAAAACUAGCAGAAAGGGGGAAUCCGUCGUUGUAUAUAAAGCUUUAGAUGACCCAUUUCAUUAACUACCUACUUUCAGGAAAAUCCAGAGGCUAUGGAGGCCUAACGAUUCAGUUGAAUUUCUGCAGAUGCAAGUGUUCAUUUCCUAAAUCCUGCGCCAACUUUUAACUCCUAUUGAGGCUCUUACAUUCUACUUAUAAAACCCUUAGUAAGCUGUUGAUGCAAGAAUAUGUUUGUUAUUCUUGAAAUUUGAAAAUAUCAGCAUUAUCUUAAAAAUUAAAACCUACAUGCAAUACUGUUUCAAAUGUAAUAAUUUUCUUUCUCUUCUAUCAUUACUUUUUAAAAUUCAUUGCAAAACAUCACAAUUUAGUUCACCUGCAAACCUAAACUUUUUUGUUAUUACUUGAUUUAUAAGCUUUAAACUACAAAAUGUUUUUAUUGUUCUUUCUGGGACUCAAAAUUCAGUCUAAAACCAAAUCAAGACUCUCCUAAGACAAAGGUUAGUUUAAGUAAGGGACAAAUCUACGGUUAAGUGCAUAUUUAAAUAUUCUGCUAAAAGUUACUAUGCAUCUCCAUCAGUAUUUUGGCGUAUUUAUAAUUGAUAGUAAGAAUGGGCCCAUAUUUAACAUAUUUUCUUAUAAGGGAUAUUCGGAUUAAGGUUGGAAAUAAAAGCAUGUCCUUUUAGAAUAGAAUUUUAAAAUAUUAAA
Molecule: messenger RNA, 2706 nt
Organism: Hipposideros armiger (great roundleaf bat)
Lineage: Eukaryota; Metazoa; Chordata; Mammalia; Chiroptera; Hipposideridae
Gene: SMCO3
Product: single-pass membrane protein with coiled-coil domains 3
Exons: 4
Coding region: 440-1117 (225 amino acids)
Source: RefSeq, a predicted model, not a curated record